CAGCUGCCGCUCUUUCCAGCUAGUUCCCUGUUCCUAGACGCCUCCCCCCCUCAACCUCCGUAGGUCCCUCUCUCUAUGGAUUCAUUUCAGUCUGCACAGAUGUUGAGCUUGCCCGCCGAGCUCGGCAGCAACAACUUAGAACUGGCGGAGCUGGCGGAGCCGGAAGAGCGGGCGGCAUCAGUGGCCAGCGGAGACCCGGUGGCCCACCCAGAGGCGUCUCCCGAGGGCUCUGAACCUCCCCCGACGCAAGAGCUGGAGCAAACGCAGCCUCCGGGGACCUCGACGCCGCCAGAGUGCAAAGUCCUCCUCACACAGGCGGAUGCCUUGGCAUCCGGGGGGCGCCUUCGGGAAGCCCUCGAGGUGUACCGGCAGCUCUCUGAGAGGCAACAGCUAGUGGCUGAGCAGCUGGAGCAGCUGGUGCGCUGCCUGGCUGAGAGCGUCCCGCAAAAGGGGAUGGUGGCGCCAGCUACCUCGGACCAGAGCGGCACCUCAAACUGCUGCAAGGUGGCCGUGGAAGAGGCAGGGGAGGCUGCGGCCGUGGCCCCCGAGGUAUGGGAUGGCUUUAAGUGCCGGAAGUGUCACGGAUUUCUCUCAGACCCCGUGUCCUUGUGGUGCGGCCACACCUUUUGUAAACUGUGCCUGGAACGUGGGCGGGCCGCCGACCGGCGCUGUGCGCUGUGCGGGGUCAAGCUCUCGGCUCUCAUGGUGGCCAGCGGGAGGGCACGCGGGACGCGGCGGGCUGGGCAGCCGGCACCACUGCAACUGAGAGUCAACGUGGUACUCAGUGGCCUUCUGGGCAAGUUGUUCCCGGGCCCCGCGCGGGCGUCGCAACUCCGGCACGAGGGCAACCAGCUGUAUCGUGAGCGCCAGGUGGAGGCAGCUCUGCUGAAAUACAACGAGGCAGUUCGGCUGGCUCCAAAUGACCAUUUGCUUUACAGCAAUCGGUCUCAAAUUUAUUUCACCUUGGAGUCUCAUGAGGAUGCACUGCAUGAUGCAGAAAUAGCAUGUAAACUUCGGCCAAUGGGUUUUAAGGCACACUUCAGAAAAGCACAAGCUUUGGCCACCCUAGGCAAGGUGGAGGAAGCACUCAGAGAAUUUCUCUACUGUGUGUCUCUUGAUGGAAAGAACAAGAAAGCCAGAGCUGAAGCUCAAAGGCUUCUCUUUAGUUUCUUUUCACCAUCAGUCCCGGGGGAUUCUCAGGAACAUUCUCCCGAUAUCCUGAAGCUGUUGGCACCUCACCCUAGAUUAAAGGAACACGUAGAGUCAAUGGCUACUGAAGGCACCAGCCAUAAUCUACCAAAGUUGUCACAGGAAAAUCCAGAGCUUCCACAUUGCUCUAGUCAGGAGGAAGUGGCAGCUGUGGGAGACAGCAGCAGCCUGGAGAACUCAGCUCAAGUAAAGGUGGGUAGUCAAGAAUACAAUGUGAGAGAUCAGGAAGAAGAGAAGCAGGAUGCUGCCUCCAUCAGGACCGGCAAAUGCCAGGAAAAGAAAAGGAACCGUUGUCAAAUUGAUGAAAUCCAAGAAGACACAGACGUGCCUAAUAAAGUCUCCAAACAAGAUCUUCCUGCUGAGGAGGUGGCCAAACCAGAUAUCAGUAUUCCGCUUGCAUCUUUUGAUGCAUCUGACCUUGAAUGCUCACUGUGUAUGAGAUUAUUCUAUGAGCCAGUCACAACACCUUGUGGGCACACCUUUUGCUUGAAAUGUCUUGAGAGAUGCCUAGAUCAUAAUGCAAAGUGUCCACUGUGCAAAGACGUUCUUUUACAGUGCUUGCCAUCAAGAAAGUAUAGCAAAAAUGUAAUAAUGGAAGAACUAAUAGCUAAAUUCCUGCCAGAAGAACUCAAGGAACGAAGGAGGCUUUAUGAGGAGGAAAUGGAAGAACUUUCUAACUUAAAUAAGAAUGUGCCUAUUUUCGUGUGUACUAUGGCCUAUCCCACCGUUCCUUGUCCCCUGCACAUCUUUGAGCCUUGUUAUCGCCUAAUGAUUCGGAGAUGUAUUGAGACAGGCACAAAACAAUUUGGUAUGUGCCUUGGAGAUCCUGUCAAAGGGUUUGCAGAAUAUGGCUGCAUCUUAGAGAUCAGAAAUGUCCAAUUCUUUGCUGAUGGCCGAUCAGUGGUUGACAGCAUAGGCAAGAGACGUUUCAAGGUACUCCAUCAGGGCCAGAGGGAUGGCUACAACACAGCUGACAUUGAAUAUAUUGAGGAUCAAAAGGUUCAGGGAGAAGAUUGUGCUGAACUCAUGGGGUUACAUAACUGUGUGUACGAGCAAGCAUCUUCAUGGUUUCAUUCACUCAAAACAUCUCUGAAGACUCGGAUACUUAAUCAUUUCGGUCCAAUGCCAGAGAAAGAUGAAGAUCCCCAGGUUAAUCCGAAUGGCCCAGCCUGGUGUUGGUGGACAUUAGCGGUUCUUCCCCUGGAAAGCAGAGCUCAGCUCCCCUUCCUAGCAAUGAGGUCCUUAAAGGAUAGACUCAAUGGUAUUCGGCGAAUCCUGGCCUUUAUAUCCAGAAACCAAAACUAAUGGGAGCAGAUUGUGGAAGAGGCAUUUCCACCCUUUCCACUGCUCCAGGGCGAUGUUCUUGUAAAUAUGUCUAAUUGCAAUAACACCUUAACAGAAGAUAGUAUAUCCUAGAGAGAUGGUACUCUGCUUUUUCACCACACAGAAACUGAGUAGGAAGACAAAAAGGAGGUAGCCUGAUUGACUUUCU
Phodopus roborovskii (desert hamster) is the source of this 2701-nucleotide messenger RNA. RefSeq names its product LON peptidase N-terminal domain and ring finger 3 (gene Lonrf3). Bases 76 to 2514 code for a protein of 812 amino acids. The transcript is spliced from 12 exons. Gene Ontology annotation, molecular function: metal ion binding; protein binding. NCBI's taxonomy places the organism in Eukaryota, Metazoa, Chordata, Mammalia, Rodentia, Cricetidae. The record is from RefSeq and is a predicted model, not a curated record.